Mycena citricolor is the source of this 450-nucleotide messenger RNA. The record is from the annotation of a GenBank genome assembly. Lineage: Eukaryota; Fungi; Basidiomycota; Agaricomycetes; Agaricales; Mycenaceae.
AAAGGUGUUUGUGAAUAGGGGUCAAUACGGUUUAAUGGCAGCGUGCAUGGAGAAACACUGCUCGAACACGAGGUAAAGCACGUCACCUCUUGCCUUUGACCAUGUCACAAGCUGAAAGACAACAGGCCAACAAAGAAGAGAAGCGCAGAACGACGAAUCACAGACUGACGAAAGACAGUCUGAAGAAUCGCAGACCGAUGAAUGGCAGACCGACGAAUCGCAGACCGACGAAUCGCAGUCUGAAGAAUCGCAGUCUGAAGAAUCGCAGACCGACGAAGCACAGACUGAUGAAGCACAGCCUGCAAAAGUGCAGACCAAGAGAGCACAAGCAGACCCACGAAAGGCAGAAGAAGAGAGUAUCGAGCGCGAGAGGGCGAGCGGGAACAAGCUCUGGAGCGCCUACAUCAGCGAGGCGCAAAACUACGAUCAGGGUCUGCUCGAGGGGUGGUG